GGGCGUGUCCCGUCCGUAUAAGAGUUCUAUACGGUCACUCCGUCCAGUUCAUUCCUGGCAAGCGCAGCUGAUUUAUCUGCUUCGCUAUCGAUAUUUAUAAAUUAUUAUAAUAAUUAUUAUUAUUAUUGACAACAUUAAGCACUUUUAUUAUCGUGGGUAUUUUAAGGAGUACAUUUUUUUAAAUAUAAAUAUAAAAAAUUAAUCCAAAAAAAUUUUCGUUUCAAUUUUUAAUUUCGUUUCAUAGCGAGAUUAUUUUGGAGGUUUAAAAAAAAAAUGUUUACGUUUUAAAUUAUUUGCGUUAAUACAUUUCUAUUAUUUACAUUACUUCAUACUGGUCGCGUCUUGCUCUAUCCACUGCUGCUACCUGGGCGAACCGGAAUCCAGACGGAACGAAUCAACCAAAACCGGUUUCCACCGAACUAAAACCCAAACCGUUUGGAUUCGCAACCCGAAAGAAAAUCGACGUUCGGAUUGGAAUCGUUAUCGGAAUCGAUUCCGCAACCGGAUUACCGAUAAGAAGGCGGCAGUUCCCAUCCUUGGUCCGGGAGGAAUCGACGGCAGUGUAUUUGAGCAAUCGAUCCGACGCGACUCGCAUUGGAAUGCACGAGGAUUUGACGCCGUGACGGAAUCGACACUAGGCGGAGUCGAAAUCGACGCCUAUGCUCCCGGAGUCUCCCGCUGGCUCUGGGAGCCUCUGUAGACCCCUGCCGUGCCGCUGUCGGGAGGAGGCCUGGAGCCAUGAUGCUGACGUCGCCGCAGGACGCGGGGAGAGAGACACCGGGACAGCCGCCGGGACACGUGGAGCCCGAGACUCCGUCGGGCGGAGGAGGCGAUGGAGGGGUUCCUGUGGGGGGCUCCUUGGGGGGCUCCUUGGGGGGCUCCUUGGGGGGCUCCUUGGGGGGAUCCUUGGGGGGCUCCUUGGGGGGCUCUCUGACUAGAGAGGAGCGCCGGAGACGGAGACGAGCGACGGCCAGGUAUCGUACUGCUCACGCGUCUCGUGAGAGGGUCCGUGUGGAGGCCUUCAACUUGGCCUUCGGGGAGCUCCGCCGGCUCCUUCCGACUCUCCCCCCCGACAAAAAACUUUCCAAGAUCGAGAUCCUGCGCCUGGCCAUCUGCUACAUCUCCUACCUCAACCACGUGCUGGACGUCUGAUUGGUGGCAGACGGGGGAGGAGCCACCUGUGUUGUGAUGUCACAGUGAGGGCGGGCCGCGAAGGCCACGCCCCUCGCCCCACCCGCCCCAACCACCCCGCCCACCGCCGCCACCGCCCCCAGCUGUGAUGUCACAAUGAAGGCGGGGCGGCCGCGAAGGCCACGCCCCUCACCCCGCCCCCUGGCCCCGGCUGUGAUGUCACAGUGAGGGGGGCUGCGAAGGCCACGCCCCUCACCCCCUGGCCCCAGCUGUGAUGUCACAAUGAGGCGGGCCGCGAAGGCCACACCCCUCACCCCGCCCCCUGGCCCCGGCUGUGAUGUCACAGUGAGGGGGGCUGCGAAGGCCACGCCCCUCACCCCCUGGCCCCAGCUGUGAUGUCACAAUGAUGGGGGCUGCGAAGGCCACGCCCCUCACCUCACCCCAGCUGUGAUGUCACAAUGAGGGGGCCGCGAAGGCCACGCCCCUCACCCCCCGCCCCCUGCCGCGCCCCAGCUGUGAUGUCACAAUGAGGGGGCGUGGCCAGGAGGUGAGACACGGUGCCGUGACUUCGCAGCCAAUGGGAGCACAGUGGAACGUUUGGAGCGUGCUCCACCAUUGUGAUGUCACAAUGGGGGGGGAGGGCGGAGUGGUGACGUCACAAUGGGAGGGGGGGUCCGUGACGUCACGCCACCACCCCCCCCCCCCACCCAUGUGUUUGUUACGUCACGGGGGCGGGCUCGUCGGUGACGUCAUGGGGGCGGGCUCGUCGGUGACGUCAUGGGGGCGGGCUCGGUGGUGACGUCAUGGGGGCGGGCUCGGCGGUGACGUCGCCUAGCGACGAUGAACUGUUGUUGCCUAGGAAACGGGGGUGGUGGCGGCUGUCGCCAUGGAAACCGGGGGAAGAGGCUGUUGCUAUGGAGACCGGGGGAGGAGCCUGUUGCUAUGAUGACCGGGGGAGGAGCCUGUUGCUAUGGAGACCGGGGGAGGAGGCUGUUGCUAUGGAGACCGGGGGAGGAGCCUGUCGCUAUGAUGCCCGGGGGAGGAGCCUGUUGCUAUGGAUACCGGGGGAGGAGCCUGUUGCUAUGGAGACCGGGGGAGGAGCCUGUUGCUAUGGAGACCGGGGGAGGAGCCUGUUGCUAUGGAGACCACGUGACCCCCACGCCCAUCUCGCCAUCGCCUCGAUCCCUGUAGCUGUGCCAAAUGACUUUGUACAUCAACAUCACCAACAUCACCUGAAUCAUCAUCACCAUCAUCAUCAACAUCAUCACCAUCACCUACAUCAACAUCACCAUCAUCAUCACCAUCACUACCAUCAUCACUAACAUCAUCACCAACAUC
Messenger RNA from Petromyzon marinus (sea lamprey), 2469 nucleotides. Lineage: Eukaryota; Metazoa; Chordata; Hyperoartia; Petromyzontiformes; Petromyzontidae. The record is from RefSeq and is a predicted model, not a curated record.